Messenger RNA from Phascolarctos cinereus (koala), 3952 nucleotides. It is a transcript of the gene VWA3A, whose product is annotated as von Willebrand factor A domain containing 3A. NCBI's taxonomy places the organism in Eukaryota, Metazoa, Chordata, Mammalia, Diprotodontia, Phascolarctidae. The record is from RefSeq and is a predicted model, not a curated record.
ACCUCCCCACCGGACUACAACAAGAGUAAAGGAGGAAGUAGGAAGUGUGACCAGAAGCUAAAGUCCUUUGGGUUAAAUAUUUCUCCUAAAAAUGGAGGACUGAGGAUCAAGGAUAGGAGGAAGUGGUAGGAAACUAUCUUGGGAGUAUUCUAAAAUGGCCACACAAAGCAGAAUUGGAGUCCAGAUGCAAGAUAAUGAAAGAUUUCCUCAAGACCUUAGUGUGAAAGAAAACACUGAUGCAGGCCUUAAGAGGCAGAAAGGACAUGAAAAAGAGCCCCAGACCCCACCUAAGAAAGGCUCAGAAGAAUGGUUUGACACUCACAGUUUGACAUACCAGAAGCUUACAUUGGUGGAUCUGAUCAGCCAGGGCACAGCUGUUCUGAACAAGAACAGCAGCGUCAUGCAAAAAAUCCACUUUCCAAUCAAGGCUGUCAACCUCUUUGAAUCAAGACUUUCUGAAGCUAUUGAAACCUUUCAGAAAAGAAUUCAGUGGCUCAUGGAAGGCAGCAGGAAGAUAUUUGGCCUCCUAAAGGGGACUAAAGUUGGAGUCCUGGUGGACGUUUCAAACAUGAGCUGUAACUUUCAAAAGCAGGAGUUCCAACAUGACUUGUUGAGUCUUAUAGAUGAGCAGCUGAGCAAAAAAGAGCACUUGUACCUUCUCUCCUUUGGCACCCAUCCCUCAGUCCUCUGGCCAAAUCCAGUGAAGGUCAAUAAGUCCAAACUCCAGGAAGCUAAGGAGUGGGUACAGAUGUUACAGCCCCGUGGAGGAAGCAAUUUACUCCAAGCUCUGAGAAAAGCCCUCAUGAAGAAGGAGCUGAAUUCCUUGGUAGUCAUCAUAGGCAGCUGCCCAGAUCAAUCUCCAGAAAUUCUAUCAGACUACAUUCUGCAGUGCACCCUGGGAAGGAAUAUGAUCCUCCAGAUUGUCACUUAUAAAUGUAGCAACCACAUGCCCCUGGCCGUGGUCAGGAACUUUGCAGAAGGUCUUAGAGGCCAUUACCACUGCUACACACUAAUACCAGAGGAUCAGAAUUCUGCCAACAGUGAUGUAGUUAAGCUCCUUAAAGAGAUUCAGAAGGCUAAGAAUAUUCUCAGCACCAUCAAAGAGAUGUACGAGAGCAAGACUUGUGAAGCAUUCACCAACAUGGCACGAGAAAUUUCUACAGAGUUUACAAAAUUGCCCAUAUCCAGCUUCUUACCCAAGCCUCCAAAGCAUGAGGGCCCUCUCAAAAUUAAAAUCCCAAACUUCUUGACCAGAACCUCUGCAGACUGGCUGAAGACAAAUGGAUUGAAAGCCAAGAAGUUAAGCCUUUACCAAGUUUUGGCUCCUAAUGCAUUCUCUCCCAUGGAAGAAUUUGUGCCCAUUCUCCAGAAAACAGUAUCUUCAACUCUCCAUGAGAAAGCAAUGAUACAGUUUGAAUGGCAUGAUGGAACCAUGAAGAAUAUCCAUGUGGACCCACCCCUUCUGUAUGACUAUCAGAAGCAGCUCAGCAAUGCCAUCCGGAUGUUUGAGAGGCGGAUUGAGUGGCUUUCCAUCUCCAGCAGGAGAAUCUGGGGCACAGUCUGUGAAAAAAGGGUGGUUAUACUGGUGGAUAUCUCAGUGACCAAUUCCAUGUACAUUAUUCAUAUCCAACAUUCCUUAAGACUUCUGCUUGAGGAGCAAUUGUCAAACAAGGAUUGCUUCAACAUCAUUGCGUUUGGAAGUAUAGUUGAAAGCUGGAGACCUGAGAUGGUUCCCUUAACCCAAGAGAACUUGCAAAGUGCCUGGCGCUGGAUCUUGUCCCUGAACUGCAAGGGCAGCAGAAAUGUCCUCAGUGCUAUGAGGAAGGCAGUAGAAGUGGACUUUAAGGAUAAAGACAAGUUCAGUUCCCAAGGCAUCUACAUCUUCACUGGUGGAGUACCUGAUCAGGAAAUGCCUAUGGUCAGUGCCUAUGUCGCCGAGACCUGUGGUGGCUGUGAUCUGAGGAUUCAUGUUUGCCUGUUCCACAUCGAGUUAGAGAUGGAUGGCACAGUCCCUGCCCGCUAUGCCAACAGGACUGACACAGCCUCUGCUUACAAGGAGGUCACUCGUGCAUCUAAUGGGAGAUUCCACUGGUUUGGUGACACAGGCAUCUUCGAGAGUGAUGAUAUCAGUACUAUCGCCUUGGAGAUGGAAAAGGCCAUCAACUACUCCCAAAAGUGUGCUUUGCUGGUAGCAUCCCUCAAAAACCAGUCUGGAAGCUUGGCUGAAAGCCCACCGGUACCCAAAGAAGAGCCAAAGGUGUUCAAGGAAAAAAGUCAGCCUCGAAAACUUUGCUGCCCUAAGCCUGUCAAACUCUCAAUGGCCAGAAUGAGCAAUAAAAGUGAUCCUGACAAAGACAAGAUUGUCUCCACAAAGAAUUUGACACGGCACUCAAACACCAGCAAACCAGCCAUCCCAGCAGGCCAGCCAGUGAAAGAUUGGGGUCCAAAUAAGGGAAAGAAGAAGAUCAAACCGGCAAAGAAAGGGCCAACCACAUCUUUUUUAAUUGUUAUUAAUCAAGGGAAAGAUGCAGAUGCACGCAAGAAAAAUCCACCGAUAAAGGCCCCAAAAAAACCUGUUUCUUCCAUUGAGCUUCCCAAAAACUAUGACAUUUCCUCAACUGAAGAGUGGUUGACGAGUUGCAACUUGAAAAAACUGAAGCUAGAAUUGCCUAAACUCUUGUUUGGCACAAACUCUAUUCAUCAGAAGAAAAUGGAAGAUGCCUUACAGAAGCAAAUUUCAUCCAAAACUCUAACCUACUUCCCAGUUGCAGAAGUCAAGUGCAUGAUAAAACAUCUGCAGUGCCAGGAUAAGGAUUUAGAAGAGUACAUGGAACAGACAGAGAAAGCAAAAAAAUGUUAUAUCAAACGGAUUCAGUGGUUGCUGACAGGAAGCCGACGACUAUUUGGCACUAUUUUGGAGAGCAAGGUCUGUGUCAUGAUAGACCUAUCAGAGUCCAUGGGGUUAUAUCUGCAGCAGUUAAAGAAAGAACUGACUUUGCUGAUUUGGGAACAACUGAGAAAAUGUGACAGCUUCAACCUGCUUGGUUUUGCAGAAGACCUAUAUGCAUGGCAAGACAAACUGGUAGACUCCACAGAUGAAGCAUGCCACAGUGCUGUGCAGUGGGUGACCAAACUGGAAGCUCAAGGAAGUACCUCCAUCCUGAGAGCUUUAUUGAAAGCUUUCACUUUUCAAGAUGUAAAAGGACUGUACCUUCUGACUGAUGGAAAGUUGGACUUGAACUGCAGUCUCAUUCUAAAUGAAGUUGAAAAGCUCAAGAAGAAAAAAAAUAUUAAAGUACAUUCCAUUUCUUUUAACUACUCAUCUAAAAUAGAUCAGGAGACAAGAUCAGUGAUUACGUUUCUGAAAAAGCUGUCUAAUAAUACUGGGGGGCGCUACCAUCACUGUCAAAUGGAGUUGGAAGACUGCAUGGAGAUUCAUAGAGUGCUGACCGAAGACACUAUUGAAAAAAAUGAUUCCUUUUUGCAAUUAUUUGAAGGAGAUGACCUAAAGAAACUUGUUCAAGAGAUACUCAAAGCCAAGCAUUUCCUAAAGCAGGCCGAGUCUUUCAGAAAAAUUCUACAGAAGAACAAUACUGAAGAAGUGCACAUUCCUGUUUAGAAAAGAGCUUUCAGAUAUCUUCCGGAGUACUUCCAUCAGUGUGGCUUCAACGGAGUAGAAAACAGUAGGACCAAUCAGCCUAUCCAUUCAUCCAUCCAUCCAUCCAUCCAUCAAAAUGAGUUGAGCUGCUGCUUUUUGGAUGUCGUCUAGCAAAUUUCUUGCUAAAGGACAUGAACAUGAGGAUGUACAUUGUGCAUCAAAUUAUAUAUUUUAAACUGUAUAUUAUAUAUAGUAUGUAUUUUAUAUAGUCAUUUAUGAAACAAAGCUACUUAUUGCUAGAAUCAAAACUGUUGUUUAGGAUGUUAGAAAUGAUUACUGUUCUUUUCUUUAUAA